AGUAGUCUGCUAGCUGAAGAUCUCUUGUUCCUUGGGCCGCGGGCGUCCUCUCUUUCCAAGCAUCCUAUUUCCCUCCGAACGCCUCUCGAGACCGCAGUAACCUGUGACAAAGGCUACUCGACCUGUUGAAGGUACUAUCUUUGAUUCGAAGCACUCAGAAUAUCCCUAAACCUUCUGGAAUCCUGUCAAGAUUACGACGGAGAAAUUUUUUCCAAAUCUUGUGGGACAAUUUAAACGUCUCGCUUUUGAACAAACUUAGGCCCACUAGAUCGUGUUGAAAGGCGGCGAAUACCCGAGCGCGUUUUGGUAGCGAAGGCUAUUGAGGAAGACGCUGUCUGCUCGCUGAGUGGCUCCUAAUAUGGCUGCAUUGGUUCAGGCAUAUCCUCAGCAAUCUGGAACUGUGACUCUGCUCCAAACGAGACCAGGAUCGAGUACGGGAAUCAUGUCAGGCACCACGCAGGGACAUUCUGGUCAAACAUAUGGCAACUCUCAAAGAAAUGCAUAUCACGGGUCGCUAGGAAACGUAGGGGGCCAGACAGCAUAUCGAAGCAGCACCGUAACACCCAUCCAGCCAUAUGCAUUUACCUCAACGCCUAGUCUUGCGACAAAUGGGCAAAUAUCACAACAUGGAGGAUAUCGAACAUCUUCUGGGACUACGGUACCCAAUUUGCCGCAAUUGGUAGAUACAAGGAUGCAGCCAUCUGUGCCUAUGGCUCGUCCUCAGUUGAGCACCACUCCAACUCAACCUACUUUCGCACAAGUGGUUGCUGCCAAAGCUUCUCCUGAGAGAUACAGACGACCUGUGCCAAAGCUAGUCGACUCAUCUCCGUCCUUGGCUCAGUCUCAGCAGGUACAUGGUUCGGGUGCCCAAACAGGGCAAGCCGCGCAUCCAACAGUUCAGUCGUACAAUUCUAGAGCUGUUCCUCGAAGCCCAGGGAUGAUUUCUAGUCGACCCCAGAGUGCACAUGGGUCUUUGGCAGGUGCAACGAUGGACGAUAUGCAUCUUUAUCGCCAUACAGCUGAUGAUGAGUCGAAAAAAUACCGGCGACGCAGCAUUCACUCGAUCAACUCGUCAGAUUAUUUUAAUGCUCAAGCUCCACAGGGUUUCAAACAGACAUCCGAACCCUUUCAACCGGAUAGAUCAACAGGCUCAAAGAAGAUAGGUGGUGCUGACAAGGAUCAAAAGCCAGCGAGAAUUGUUCCUCUCCCUCCUCCCGCGGCCACUGCUUUGCAUGUCAGAAGUGGCAGCUCUGAAAGCAUCGUCUCUAGUCGCAGCAGCAGUAAUUCUCGGCCGUCUUCGUCGGCGAAUAAUCGAAACUCCAACGCUUCUGCCCCCACCGGCAGCCCCGCCUCGACCUCUUCCUUGUCUGGGGAAAAGGUGUCGGCUCAUGAGCAGCCAAAGAUUGUCAACAUACCGCCUAGAGGUUCAUCCACUGAUGUCAGCAAGCGAGUUCUCAGUCCAUCACCCUUAUCGAACCCGGUCAACAUGGCGCCUGGGUCGUCGGCCAACAAAGGGGUUGGCGCUGCGGCUUCGUCGCCUACGAAACAUCCGGCGUCGCCCAGUGGACCAAAAACUGAGAGUCCAGCAGCCAAGCAGCUUGCCGCAAUCAACGAGAAAGGAGGUAAAUCGAAAACUAAAACCUCGCGGCUGCGCAGAGCGUUCUCUUUUGGCAGUGCAGCCGAGCUUAGAAAAGCGACUGGACAGGAUAUUGGUGCAGAGUCGGUUGCACCCAAGCAUGACGAGCCGGCCCGACUGCAUAAAGACCCCACUGCAGAAGACCUGUAUGAGCAAGAGCAGGCACGAAUCGCUCAGAAACAAGAAGAGGGUGGUAUCGGAAGCAGCAUUUAUUCCGGUACAAAGCUAUUUUCUGGCUCAACUGAUAACUUGUCGAUAUCAUCAACUGCGUCCUCUGCUUCGAUCAUGCUCCGUAAGAUGGGACGUGGCAUGAAAAAAGGUAGUCGGUCACUCGUUGGUCUCUUCAGACCCAAGUCAAUGAUUGGGUCACCAGGUGAAGAAUCACCAGCAGCACCAGAAGCCUCCCAGGCCACUGUAUCGAUGGUCACUGUUGAAGCCGAGCGUGACCGUGUCAACGUCACUACCAAUGCUGAGCGAGCUCAGAUUACUGACACUGGGUUUCCUCAUCUGGAGCGCAACUCUAUUGACGCGGUAAAGACGAGAGAGAGUUUGAGUCAUGAUCCACAAGACACCUCGAGCGAAAACUCGGCCGCAAGAAAGAGCAUCGUAGGCGGUGAAAGGGAGCGAGCUGAAGUACUUGCAACUAUUCGCAAGGGUAUCUUGAAAACACGUAGCAACUCCCCGACUCCUCCUGCUCAAAUGCCCGAGAGCAAAGGACCAGGCUUUGGUCUUCCUACCAUUCCCAACGUUUCCGACUCGCCUUAUUCUAGUGCACCCAGCACGCCUAAUGAUGAAAUCCAGAGCCACAAGCGAAAUGGGUCCGUUGCCAUUGGAAACGAAGACUAUUUCAUGUCAGCAUUACGCCUGCGCCAGGAUACCAAGAGUGCGCCGGGAACUCCUCAGGCAGGCCACAAGCGUAACGCCACUUUCAGCCCUAGAAUUAUCUUUCAUGACACUUGGCACAGCCAGGAGUACGAUCGCCGCGGCGAAAUUGCUACGUGCAACCGCCUGACGCCUAUGCUUGCACAGCAGAUCAAAGAGGAAUUGAAUAGCUUCAAGAUGGAGAUGGAAGUUCAUGAGACAUCCAAGAUAUACACCCACUUUUUCUGAUGACGACAAAACACUUCACAAAGCAUUUCAGCGAUACUUUUUCUUUCAUUUUCGUUUCAAAGCCAUAGACCUGCGUUCAUGUUUCUGGCUCUCGUCCAAUCCAAUGGCGUUGCACAUGGCCAGCAUAGUAAGGUGUCGGGGCGUUUUCGAAUUUGUUUCUUACGUUUAACUAUCUCAUGUCUACAAGGCGAGUUAUUAGGCUCAGCCUCUAUCUUAAUUUUUGAACAGGCGGCGGGGCGGGGCAACUCGAUCUCGACAGCCAACGAGCCCUUGGUUGUACAGCUCUUCACGUCCCGUUAUUUGCUCUUUUUCCUACCACCGAGGUUACGAAACCGAACAAAUGGCAGGUUGCAUUGGACUAGCGCGUCUCUAGUUCAAGUAUCCUGUUGGUGUGCUGUGCUGCUCGUGUCAGACAGACGACACCGACUUUCCAAUGUGAGGCGAG
Messenger RNA from Xylaria bambusicola, 3191 nucleotides. RefSeq lists its product as uncharacterized. Gene Ontology annotation, biological process: actin cytoskeleton organization. The coding region runs from base 359 to 2746 and encodes 795 amino acids. Lineage: Eukaryota; Fungi; Ascomycota; Sordariomycetes; Xylariales; Xylariaceae. The record is from RefSeq and is a predicted model, not a curated record. The transcript has 4 exons. Gene Ontology annotation, molecular function: actin binding.